AUGAACUUACCUGUCAUACUCUUCUGUACGUUACUACAAUACCUAUACUGCAAUGUAGAAGCAGCUGGAGUAAAAGUGGCUUCAUUCCGAUUCGAAUAUGUCAAAGCUGAACUGAUUUUAGCUUUGUUUAUUGUUCUUAUUGGGUUUUUUAAACUUUGUAAGUUUUUUUUUAAACUUUAAAUCAUGAUUAGUUUUAAAAUGACAUUUAAAAUAGAGAUAAAAGAGAAUAUUGCAGUAUACCACCACUACAAGUAUCCGAGAGCUUUGAUACCUGAAAGUUGUUGCUUGAUCAUACUGGGUGUUUUUCUUGGAUUAAUAUUUUUGUAAGUGUACUUGGCUUUACUUUAGCUAUAAUGAAGAUUUACGUUUAGGUAAGGUAGGGUAGGGUAGGGUAGGGUAGGAUAGGGUAGGGUAGGGUAGGGUAGGGUAGGGUAGGGUAGGGUAGGGUAGGGUAGGGUAGGGUAGGGUAGGGUAGGGUAGGGUAGGGUAGGGUAGAGUAGUAAUAAUAUAUUACUCUUUGCAGCUAUGUCAACGCCGAUAGUCACACAAAUCCAGUCAAGUUUUUAGAAUUUGAUUCAAAAAUUUUCUUCUUUUUCUUAUUACCACCGUAAGUCUAAUGCAACGUUUACAAUAUUAUGCUUGUAAUCCCAACAAAUUUCAGUAUUAUACUAGAAUCCGCCUACAGUUUGAAUGAUCCAGCCUUUUAUCACAACGUUGGAGUGAUUAUAGUGUUUGCUGUUUUUGUAAGUUUAGUCAAAGUUUCGAUUUCAUAUUGUCUUUAUAGUUUCUUAACUUCUUUAACACUGUUUCAUUUAGACCCACUAGUAAAAUACGUCUUUUCAGGGCACAGUAAUGAACAUAAUGUUAGUUGGAGGCUCUCUGAUUGCUUUGGACAAAUUUGGACUGUUUGGAAAGCUUGGGUUCAGCUCUUUGGACUGUUUAUUGUUCGCUUCUUUGAUUGCUGCCGUUGAUCCUGUUGCUGUGAGUUCUUAAACGUGUUUUUUUUUGUUUCAAUGUCUCUAAAUUAUUUUUUUUUUAUUUUACCAUUCUCAAAAAAAUUUUUUUUUAUUUUCGCCCCCCACACAAAACAUUUUUAUCGUUUACCACGCCCAAUAUAUUUCUUUGUUAUAUCACUCUCACAAUAUAUUUUUUUUGUUUUAUUUACCCUAAAAUAUUUUUUUUAUUUUACCACUCCUUAAAAUAUUUUUUUUCGUUUUACCACUCCCACAAUAUAUUUUAUUGUUUCACUACCCCCAAUGUAGUUGUUUUUGUUUUACCAUCCCUAAAUUAUUUUUUUUGUGUUUUACCACUCCCAAGAUAUAUUUUCUUGUUUUCCCACUCCCAAAAUAUAUUUUUUGUUUUACCACGCCUAAAAUAUAUUUUUUUACCACCCCUAAAAUAUUUUUUUUGAUAAGAAAUAUAGUAAGGUAGGGUAAUAUAAAGAGACACAUGUUGAUAAAACUGUAAACUUUUUUACCUAGGUAUCUUCUUUUAGGUCUUGGCAAUUUUCGCUGAAGUUGGAGUGAAUAAAACCUUGUAUUUUAUGGUUUUUGGAGAGUCAUUGCUAAAUGGCAAGUUUUUAGUUGUGCUAAAUUAAAUUAUAUUAUUGAAUACAGUUUUUUGUUUUACCUAACAAGGAAAGUGCCCGACCUGCCUCGCUCUGAUUGACUUCAAACUUUUUAUUUAGAAAUAUCAAAUAUAAGGUCUUCAGGUAAUUUUUCUUUGAUAUACUAGUAGAAAACCUUUAAAUGAACCCACAUUUUUAAAUUUGUAAGCGUAUCUGGUCUGGAAAGCCGAAAAAAGUGCUUGAAACACAAUGCCAAAUUUGCCAAAUUGGCGGGAAACCCUAAUAAUUUAAAUUUAAAACUCAAAAGCGCAAGCUAAAGUUUUUUAUGGAUACUAUUGGUGGUACAAAGAAGUCAUAUAAACAUUUUGAGCUGAUUCUGAGCGGGGCAGAUCGGGUACCUUCCUUGUAAGCUUGCCUAUAAAACAUGGCAGUAUUUUAAAAAUUUUAAACAAAUUUCCAUGCAUUUUCAGAUGCCGUAACUGUAGUAUGCUACAAUCUGGUGGAAGACUUCAAGAAGCUUGAUAGUGUCACUGUUUUUGAUGUAAGUUCAUUUUAAGAUUUUUUUAGGUUUUCUAGGACUUUACACUAUCUAUCUACCUAUCUUUCUCUACGCAACUUUGCCGUACCCUAUAUUAUUUUUACCUCACUUUACAUUAUCGUAUUAUUGGUGAAACUGCGAAUUUUUUUCAGGUUUUACUAGGCAUAUUAUCGUUUUUGACUGUAAGUUUUGGAGGAUUAUUCAUUGGCCUAGCUUGCGGAUUACUUUCUUCCUAUGUCACAAAGUUUACUAUCAGUGCUAGAGGUAUGUUUAUUAUUCUUAUUAAAAUACAAUCCAUCAAUGCGCCGUAUUUUACUAUCAUAACUACUUCUAAAACCCCUAUAAUACUAUUUUUCUUUUUUUUUAAUUUAUUAGGUUGUAAAUCAAAGAUUAAGCUACGUCACACAACGAUAUUUACAGUAAUGUCACUUUUCAGUUGUGGAACCAGUAAUAUGUUUGGGAAUGGCAUAUUUGUCAUACUCAUGCAGUGAACUCUUUCAUUUUUCUGGAAUUAUUGCGUAAGUCUACCCUACCCUACCCUACCCUACCCUACCCUACCCUACCCUACCCUACCCUACCCUACCCUACCCUACCCCUACCCUACCCUACCCCUACCCUACCCUACCCUACCCUACCCUACCCUACCCUACCCUACUCUACCCUACCCUAUCCUACCCUACCCUACUCUACCCUACCCUACCCUAUCCUACCCUACCCUACCCUACCCUACCCUACCCUACCCUACCCUACCCUACCCUACCCUACCCUACCCUACCCUACCCUACCCUACUCUACCCUACCAUACCCUACCCUACCCUACCCUACUUUACCCUACCCUACCCUACCCUUACCUUACCUUACCUUACCUUACCUUACCCUACCCUACUAUACUACUACGAUUUUAGUAUAAUAUGUUGUGGUAUAGUGCAAGCCAGGUACACCAUCAAGAACCUCUCAACCAAAUCCAACAUUUCCAUUUCUUAUGCAGUAAAAGUGAUCAGCUCCGUGUCAGAAUCUUUGAUUUUCAUCAUUCUGGGCGUUAUGUUGGUAAAUGAAAAAAAAUUGGUUUUGGAGCGAUUGGCACCCGGUUUUCGCCUUCACUUCGCUGGUUUUGUGCCUUUUGGCUAGGUUUUUUGGGUAAGGCUUACAAUUCUUUAUAAAACUUUGGAAAGCCUAUUAUUUUGCUUUUAAAAUGAAAUAAAGCACAGUAAUUUCAGUUGUGUUUGGACUGAGUUACAUAGUAAACAAGGUGACCAGCAGCAAUCGGCAUAUAUCGUUCCGGGAGCAAAUUAUUAUGGUAAGAAGGUUUAACAAAGAAAUUCUUUGAAAAUUUUUGGGCGGUCUAUUUAAAAUGGCAUUAGAAACCAAAAAAACAUUUUUUUUUAAUUUUAAAUUUUUUUUCAAGCGACAUGUUAUAUAAAAAAAGUUGUUUUUGAACAUAUUUUGUUAGUAUAAUGUGUCUCUCGGGACAAAAGUUGGUUUGAUAGUAUAAAAUGGUACUAAGAUCCAAUAUUUAACAUUUUUUAGUCAAAGCAGUAACAAUUUUUUACAAGGCGAUAUGUUAUACGACAAAAAUUUCUUUUGGACAUAUUUCAUCAUAUAACUAGUCUUUUGGCAUUAAAAUUGGUUACAUAGUACAAAAUGCUACUGAAAAUUGGUAUUUAACAUUUUUUAAUCAAUAGUAAUUUUUAAAAGGGGUCAAGUUACACGAAAAAAACUUUUUUUAGACAUAUUUCAUAGUAUAACAUGUCACUACAUUUUAAAAUGACAUUUACAGCCGGAAAGUAUCAUUUAAAUUUACUUAAACACAAAUUUUAUAAAAUUUGUUUAUUAAUUUGUUGUGGCUCAAAUAUAUUAUACCAUCUGGGCAUAUUUCAUCGUAUAACAUGUCACUUUUAAAAAUUUUUAAAAAUUUUGUUUUUUUUUAGUUUUUAAAAAUAAUUUUAGGCUUAUGGAGGUCUACGUGGAGCAGUGUCAUUCUCAUUAGCAUUUAUGAUCAGCGAGUCCAGCCCAGCCAAAUCGACCAUUUUGGCCGCCACUUACCUUGUCAUCAUUUUUACUGUGUUUGUGCAGGUAAAUCUUAAAAUUUUUUUGUAAAAUUUGAAAUUUUAAACUUGGCGUUUAUUUUUAAAGUAACUGAUAAUAUCAUUAAUUUUAGGGCUGCAGCAUUGAAGGCCUGGUAAAGGUGCUCAACAUAACAUUGGCUAAAAAGGAUGACCAAUAUCGAUUGUUCAAUGCUUUCAACAAAGGAAUGCUACAACACAUGGCAACUGGGGUGGAAGAGGUUUUAGGAUUCAGUAGCACUUCUGUUUUUGUAAGUUUUUUUAAAGAAUAAGGCUUUGGUAGACUGUAGUAAGCUUAGAAUCAGGCUAAAAUUUAUUUGGAAUAGGGUUGUGGUAGGGUUUAUAAGGUUAAUAUAAGACUAGAGUGAAGUUGAAAACGGGCUCGCUAAGCGCAAGCAGGUUUUAGCUGAGGCCGAAGUAUACCAAAGCUAUUUUGAAAAAAGUCCGACCAAGGCAAGUCUAAAGAGGCCCGGGGAGUAUGUGGGCUUGAAGACUGGAGCCUAAGCAAGGCCCCAAGAGCCCAGUUUAGGUCCCGCAACGAAAGAUUUGACUUUGGAAAAGUGUAAAGCAAGACUCGGCCCGAAGGUGGGAAAAACCAAAGCCCUAUUAUUACUGGUCUAAUAGGACUAAAAUAAGUCUAGAGUAAGACCAAUACAGGUUAGGCUAAUAUAAGGUUAAAGUACAGGGGAAGGUAUCAAAACUAUAAAAAAACUAAGACAAUUUAUCAAAAACUCCGUUUUUAGAAAAAAGUAGCCGAAAUCAAUAGAAAAUACAUCCAACCAUGUCUAGAGCGUGACUACAAGAAAAAAGAUGCUUACGAACGGUUGGUAUUGCUGGAAAACGAGGAGCGGUUAAAGUAAGUAAAAGUAAUCAGGGUAAGGCGGGCUUUUUUGGUCUAGAGGCGGUAGCCGAAAAAAUUGGCACAGGAGCAAACAGUGGCAAUUUUUAUGAAAUUUUUUUUGAAAACUCCACAGGGGGGGGCCACGUGCAACUUUUUUCAAAAAUUUUUUUUGGUGCAGUGACUUGUAAGAGGAUUUUUAUGUUUAGAAAUACAAAAAUUUUUAUAUUUUAGGUAUAAAUCAAAGCUAAUUUUAUUUUUCCAGAGAAUCUUUACUGGACAGUUCGACAAAGAAGAACAUCAAUUUGACUUUAAGGUAAGUUUUAGCUAUUUUUAGCUAUUUUUAAAUUCAAAAAUAUAAAAAAUUUUGAACUUUAGUAGCAGCCAAGCAGAGUUGAACAAAUUCGAAAUACUGAACGAUCAUAAUGAACAAAUAGCUCGUAAGAAGUCAAGAGAAAGUCGUCGAGACAAAGAAACAACUAAAAUCAACAUUGAAGAAGAUGGCGACGUAGAAGCAGAAGUAGACGAUUUGAUAUACGAUCUGGACAAAAUCAAUGCUUUGGUUAGUGGAAGCUAUAGUGUAAGUCUGGCCCUGGUCCAGAGCCCUGGCCCAGAGCCCUGGCCCAGAGCCCUGGCAUUAGCCUAGAGCCUUAGCCCAGAGCCCUAGCCUAGAGCCCAAGUCCAGAACCCAAGCCCAGAGCCUUAGCCCUAGCCAAAAGCCUUAGCCUAAAACUGUAACCCUGCCCUAACCGACUUUGUCAUAGCCUUAUUCUGCCAUGCCCCGCCCUAUAUCUAUGAUUUACAUUUCGUCCACAUAAUAUUGAUUUUUUAAAAUUUUCUUUAUUUUUCUGUCCCCGGCUUUAAUUUACCAGCCUCAAACAAGCCCUAGUUUUAGCCCUAGCCCUAACUAAAGACCUCUGUUUAUUAAAUGAUAUUACAGUACCACGCCGACCGUAACUUAACAAACGAUGCAGCUUUUGACCGCCAAAGGAGUAUAAAAGGAUGGCAGAAGCACAUCAAUCGACUGCAUGAUCUUUCCUUUCAUGAAACGUAAGCUUUUAACUUAGUCAUUUAACAUGCAUAGGUCAUGUAAUAUAACCAUAACACUUUUUUAAAUUAAAAAACUAAAUUUUAAUUUUUUUUCAAAAUUUUUUAAAGAAAGAAAAAGCGUCGUUUAAUGGGUUUGCGACGCAGUGCUAACGUCAAGAAGAUGAGUAUCAGGCAUGGUGUUCUGGCUGCUUCUGCUGGUGCUAUGACUGUUGGAAACCGAACAUAA
Molecule: messenger RNA, 6282 nt
Organism: Bursaphelenchus okinawaensis
Lineage: Eukaryota; Metazoa; Nematoda; Chromadorea; Rhabditida; Aphelenchoididae
Source: the annotation of a GenBank genome assembly